This is a messenger RNA of Octopus sinensis (East Asian common octopus), 1833 nucleotides long. RefSeq names its product SCAN domain-containing protein 3-like. The record is from RefSeq and is a predicted model, not a curated record. The transcript has 4 exons. Lineage: Eukaryota; Metazoa; Mollusca; Cephalopoda; Octopoda; Octopodidae. Bases 1 to 1833 code for a protein of 610 amino acids.
AUGGAUACACUGAAGCUCAGAGGUCUGAGUCUAGUUUUUUCUUCAUCUAGAGCCAGCUACGAAAUAUCCUUGCUUAUAGCAAAACAUGGAAAGAAUCACACUAUUGGAGAGCAACUGACUAAACCUGCUAUCUCAAUAUUCUUAAAAACUGUAUUACAAAAAGAUGAUGGAGAUAUCAGGACUAUGCCACUCAGUAAUAACACUGUCUCGAACAGAAUAGAUGAAAUGGGACAAGAUGUUGAAAGCCAGCUCAUUGAGAAAUUAAAAUUGCGUAAGUUUUCAUUACAAAUGGACGAAUCCACAAUCCGGGACAGUGAGGCUCUGUUAUUGACUUAUGUGAGGUAUAUUGACCACGAGGAGUUUCAGGAAGAGAUGCUGUUCUGCGAAUCGUUUGAAACCACCACAACUGCAAAUGAUAUUUGCAUCAAAAUCAAACAUUAUUUGGAUGCAAACAAAAUACCAAAGGAAAACUUACUGGCAUGUGCGGCAGACGGUGCACCUGCCAUGAUGGGCAAGAAUACGGGAUGCUUAAAAAUGAUGAAGGAUGAAAAUCCAAACAUGUUGACUGUCCAUUGUGUAAUACACCGAGAAAACUUGGUUGCCAAGAAAUUGUCCCCUGUUCUUAACAAGAUUCUUCAAAGUGUGAUCAAGUGUGUCAACAGCAUUAAAAGAAAUUCUAAAUCUGAACGUCUUUUUAAGCAGUUUUGUAUAAAUCAAAGUGCCGAACAUGUUCGAUUAUUGCUUGAUACAGAAGUAAGAUGGCUAUCAAGUGGAAACUGCUUAAAGAGGUUCAUGGAAUUAUUUGAUCAGAUUAACGACUUUCUUAGUGAUAAAUGUGAAAUGAAAUUGCUGUCAACAACGGAUGGAAAAGCAUUUGUCAGUUAUUUGACAGACAUAUUUGAGAAACUUGGAAACUUGAAUAAACAACUUCAAGGUGCAAACAUGACACUUAUUGAUGCAAAAGCAAAGAUUUUUGGAUUUAUUACAGCUCUCGAAUUAUGGAAAAAGAAAUUUUCCAAAAGAAAUUUCAGUGAACUUUACUGGUUGAGUAAAUGUGAAAUAACGAAUGAUGCUGGCAUUGUAAUUAUUGAUCAUUUAAAUAUCUUGAUAAAGGAUUUCAAUGACAGAUUUUGCGAUUUAAAGGCAAUGAAUUUUCCUUCUUGGUUAACUCAACCGCUUCUGAUUAACGUUUCUGAUGCUACAAUCCAAUACCAAGAAGAGUUAUCAGAAUUACAACAUGAUGAAUCAGUGAAGACUUUGUUUAAAUUGAAAGGUACAAAGAUGUGGCUAUAUGACGAGGUUGAAAGAAAAUAUCCUAAAAUUUCUACAUCAGCGAGAGAGCUACUGAUUCCUUUCCCUUCGUCUUAUUUGGUCGAAUGUGGUUUUAGUGCAGUUGAUAAUUUGCUCGAAGCCAAGAGAAACCGGCUUGAGAUUACAAAACGUGGCGAUUUACGACUGAAAUUAACAAAGUUGUCUCCUCAAAUUAAAAACUUGUGCUAUUUUUUUUCAAUUUUGCAACGUGGUAAACGUCCGAGACAUGAAGCUAAGAAAGGUUUUAGGGAUGCUGUCAAAAGCAAUUUUAAGGCUGUUAUUGUGGAUGUUGAAGACUGGGUGCAGUUGACGCGAGAUCAAUCGGUUUGGAAAGAUGUUAUCUACGAUGGUUGUAAACCAUUUGAAACCCGGAGGAUCGAACAAUCCAUCUUGAAACGAGCACUUCGUAAACAGAAUUUGACUUCAAUCCCAGACACUUUGAUACCUGGAAAUGAUUGUAACAUCAGUUUGUCCAAAGCUGGAAUUGCUCUUCAUAUGAGAUUUCAUGACGGCAUUUACUGA